Messenger RNA from Cajanus cajan (pigeon pea), 588 nucleotides. RefSeq lists its product as uncharacterized. The record is from RefSeq and is a predicted model, not a curated record. Lineage: Eukaryota; Viridiplantae; Streptophyta; Magnoliopsida; Fabales; Fabaceae.
AUGGAUCUUGAUCUUGUACUUCGGACUGAGAAAUCCACUCCAAUUGUGAAAAACCCAGAUGAAGAUAAGGUUGGAAAGUGGGAACACUCAAACCGAAUGUGUUUGAUGAUCAUGAAGCGAUCUGUUCUAGAAGUAUUUUGGUGCUCUAUUUCUAAGAGCCACAACACUAAAGAUUUCCUUGAUGUUGUUGAGCAGUAUUUCACCAGUAAUGAAAAAGCUGAUGCAAGCAAUUUGCAUGCUAAACUUAUCUAUAUGAGACACAAAGGUAAAGGAAAUAUAAGGGAGUACAUUAUGGAAAUGUCUAAUCUCGCGUCAAAACUAAAAGAACUAAAGUUAGAGUUGUCUGAUGACUUGCUCGUGCACCUAGUUUUAAUUUCCCUUCAUACACACUUUGGGCAGUUCAAGGUGAGUUAUAAUACUCAGAAAGAUAAAUGGACCUUGAAUGAACUGAUUUCUCACUAUGUGCAAGAGGAGGAAAGGAAACAAAGAGAAAAGACUGAAAGUGCUCAUUUGGCGUCAAGCUCUCAAAAUAGGAAGAGAAAGAAUAAUAAGGAUGUUGCAAAAGGACUUCUCAACCCAGGCACAUGA